CAGUGACGGUCGAUAAAACAGUAUUCUCUCAAAAAUAUGUGAUGUAAAUAGUUUUGAAAUCAAGUUUAAUAAUAUUACACACAAAAAUACAACACAGCGGAAACGACGAGCGUUGUUUGAUGACUCAGAAAUGCCGUCGUCGGUACGACCGAGGGGCGGUAGCGCAACGAACAGGGGCGGCUCUAUGCCCGUAGUCACCCCGAUGUCCGAGAGACAACAACUGGCUCUCCUAAUGCAAAUGACGUCGUCAACGGGCAACGAGGCGACUGGCUCACGCAGUCCUAGCAAUACUACGACGGCGACGUCCACCACGUCGUCAAGAAGUCGCGAACGUAACGAAAGAGGUGAAACCCCAUUGCACUUAGCCGCUAUUAAAGGCGAUGUAGAACAAGUCUGUAGGUUACUACUGGCACAUCAUGCCGAUCCUAAUGUAGCUGACUUUGCUGGUUGGACGCCGCUGCACGAGGCGUGCAACCACGGCUGGUACGAUGUGGCCCACCGUCUGGUGCAGUCGGGGGCGAACGUGAACGCCAAAGGUCUGGACAACGAGACGCCACUCCACGAUGCCGCCGCCAACGGGCACGUCAAGCUGGUCAGGUUGCUGGUCGAACGGGGCGCCGACAUACACGCGAAGAACGUCAAGGGCAAGACGCCACUGGAUGUGGCGCCCGCCCACGUCCAACCCUAUUUGCACAAUCCCAAUUUGCCAGUGACGUCCGCCGAAUCGGGCACGUCCUCUUCUCGCCUCCAACCGAGAUCUCGAGACGACAAGAAAGCGACGGAGAGCGGCAGCAAAAAAGGCGCCGCCACCGCCUCCGCCGCACCGGAUGAAGCCACGGAAGGUGCCGCAUCCAAAGCGUCGGGCACCAACGCCGAAGAUGUGUACGAAUUCAAGUCGACCAAAGAGGCCGACUCACCGGACAACAACAAAACGGGCGACACCGCCGAAACCGAGGCCGAUUCGGUCGAUCCGCUGAACGUUCCCGCCGCCCAAUCCGACGAUGGCACGAAGAGAAACUUUGCGGAGGUGAGCGAGAGCAACGAGGAGGGCGGCGGAGGCGGCGACGAUGAGUCAAGAAGGAAACGGAGGAAGGACGAGGGCACGAAGGAGACGAAAACGGGCGCCCAACGAAACACACCGAGUAAGGGACAGGGUGGGAAGCAGUCCGGAGGUGGGCAGUCCAAGUCGGCCACUUUGAAUGUGGCGAAGACGGCGGCGCAGGACAAAAAGAGUCCAUGUUCCAGUCCGAAGCCUGCUGGUGGGGGCUCCUCCACCAGCGACGCUGAGGUAGAGGAUGGGAAAACGGACUUGAAGGUGCCUCCUCUGAAAAUCGUGAUUCCUCAGGGCGCAGGUGGUGAACAAGAGGGUCCAACCAGCAGGAACGGGAAGAAUAGUUCGCAGAGAACACAUCAAGCUUUGCCGUAUGUCGUUGCCAGUAACAGCAACGAUGGGGAAGUGACUGCCACCGGUAGUCCCGAAGGAGCAGCGGCAUCCACUGCGUCGGCAACUCAAACCAAAGGGGACGAAAAGAAGGAUGGUGGAGUUGGUAGCACGCAAAACGAGGAUCAAAGAGGCAGCCAUCAAAGAGUGCUGCGAAGCUCUCACCGUGGUGGCGGCAGCGGUGGUGGCAAUGCAACGGACAGAGGCAGCAACAACUCCUCCCCCCAGUUGCAGCGUUCUCACUCGCCAUCCCCAACGGCCUCGCCGGCAGCAGCCAACUCGCAAGACCCUCCCACAUCCGCGUCCGCCACCAACACCAACAGCACGAAAACAGACACGCAGGCGUCACAAAAUGACACGGAAACUACGGCGACUUCUGCGACGCCCGCUGCCGCCGCCGCCGUGGAACUACAUCCACGCAAAAGAAAGAUGAAACCGAACAAGGAACCGACGGCCCCGCCCGCCGAUGCCGCGGAAACGCCGGCGGAAGCGCAAAUCCAUCCGCACGAUCAGCCCAUCACUAAUUGCUAUCAGUUGUUCCUGAACAUCAGGAAACAGAUCAAUAAACGGAGGAGAGGCAUUUAUCCGGUACAGCCGAAACCGCCGCAAGGUUUCAAGGAUUAUCUGAUGAACAGGUGCACGUACGUUUUGAGCGGUACCGCAGCCACCACACCCAACAUCUCCUAUCCUCCCACGCUACCGCAACAGAUGAAAGAUCUGUUCACUGAGCAAGAAAAAGAGCGAUACAGACUGAGAAUGCAGCACGUUAUAGAGAAAGAGAAGCUGGUUCUUUCCGUGGAACAAGAGAUACUAAGAGUACACGGCCGAGCUGCCAGAGCACUGGCGAAUCAGUCGUUGCCGUUUUCCGUGUGCACCAUUUUAAAAGACGAGGAGGUCUACAAUCUAAUCACCCCAGAACAGGAAGAGAAAGAUAGAAACGCCAGAUCGAGAUACAACGGUCGACUGUUCUUGAGCUGGUUGCAGGAUGUAGACGACAAGUGGGAGAAGAUCAAAGAACACAUGUUGCUACGGCACCACAACGAGGCGGAAUCGUUACACGCCGUCCAAAAAAUGGAUUGGGAAUGGAAGAUGAAAGAGUUGAUUCUUUGCGACAGGAAAAGUACGCCGUCUAUCGACGAGCAUCACGUACCUAUGGUGCACGUUAGCGAUGAUUUUGAUUUGUUGCCCGCAUAAAUGUGAUUUAUUGACUGUUUUACUGUGUAUUUAGAUUUAUUAUGUAUACAAAGUAUAUGUAUAACAAUUCAUGAAUAACAAUUUUAUAGACAUAAAAUAAUAAAUAAAAGACGUGCGAAUCAAAUAA
Molecule: messenger RNA, 2762 nt
Organism: Aethina tumida (small hive beetle)
Lineage: Eukaryota; Metazoa; Arthropoda; Insecta; Coleoptera; Nitidulidae
Product: ankyrin repeat domain-containing protein 11
Exons: 6
Coding region: 131-2635 (834 amino acids)
Cellular component (GO): nucleoplasm
Molecular function (GO): protein binding
Source: RefSeq, a predicted model, not a curated record